GUAUUCACAAAUCCCGAGCACAAAGAGAACUUUUGUCAGUUGUUCACGCAGAUCGAGGAGAACAUUCAUUUCGAUUUCUUGAAAAGCUUCCGACGCGUUCGAGUUAUUUUUAGGCAAGUCUGUUGUUACAUAUCUCAAAUUGUUUGUAGUCGUUCCAUUCAUCACUUUUUUAGCACUCCCGAAAGUGCGACAGCUGCGAAACUUAUCGUACAAGGCUUCUCUUUCCAUGGACAUGAAAUGAAGGCAUUUCUUGCGCAGCGAGUCAUUCUUCGACGAUCCUCACAGUUACUGUCACCGCCCCCUCUUGAAAAACAAUUUCUUAUCUCACCAUAG
Ostertagia ostertagi is the source of this 333-nucleotide messenger RNA. Lineage: Eukaryota; Metazoa; Nematoda; Chromadorea; Rhabditida; Trichostrongylidae. The record is from the annotation of a GenBank genome assembly.